Molecule: messenger RNA, 1185 nt
Organism: Ctenocephalides felis (cat flea)
Lineage: Eukaryota; Metazoa; Arthropoda; Insecta; Siphonaptera; Pulicidae
Product: SAP30-binding protein-like
Exons: 7
Coding region: 199-1185 (328 amino acids)
Biological process (GO): regulation of DNA-templated transcription
Cellular component (GO): nucleus
Molecular function (GO): protein binding
Source: RefSeq, a predicted model, not a curated record
UCAACGUUGUCUAGACUAUGUUUUCUUACGGCAUUUUAUUGAGUUUACAAAAUUAAAUACUCAUUACUUUAUUUAUACCUUUGGUUUUCUAAAAAUAGUUGAAAUUACAUUCUAACCUUAUUUACAUGUGAAGUUAAAUAAAUAUAUAGAUACCUAGUAUUAAUAUAUACUACCUGCAAACAAUAAAAAAUUAAUGCAAUGGCAUCUCAAGCACUAGCUUCCUUAACAGCUACAUAUACAGACUCCGAAGGAGAAGAAAAUGUUGAGGAAGAAGAGCAAAGUGAAUUAAUUGCAGAAAUUCAGAGCGGAAGCAGUUCUGCACCUUCAACUCCUCCAAAAAAUCCUAAACCUAAUACAAAACCCAGAACAAAAACUAGAUUAGUAAGUUAUCAUGAUGAUACGAUAGCAUCUGAUGAUGAUGAUGAAGAAAAUGAAAGUGAAGAAGAACCAGAAGAGCCCUCUGAAGAAGCUGCAAAUGUAGAAGAUGUUCCAGAUGAUAGCGUCAUCGAUAAAAAGUAUGAACAUCUAGGCGUAAAAUUACCUCCAGAACCUGCUGGAAAGUGUCCUCAGGAUCUACAAAACAAAAUUAAUAAACUUAUGAUAAAUGAUUCAAGAGAGAAGCUGGAUAUGAAUAAAGUCAUUCAAGAGAGAAAGGAUUUUCGAAAUCCUAGUAUAUAUGAAAAAUUAAUUCCGUAUUGUGGUAUUAAUGAAUUUGGAACUAAUUACCCACCUGAAAAAUAUGAUCCAUUCAGGUUUGGUAAAGAAAGUUAUUAUGAAGAACUAUCGAAAGUGCAGAAAGUAGAAAUGGACAAAAGGGAAAAGAACGCAGGGAGAUUCAUGUCAGUUAGAUGCUUGGCUUUUCAUCCGACAGGUGAUUAUAUUCUUGCAGGAACUACUCAUUUUGUAGUUCGACUUUAUGAUAUAGAGACUGCACAAUGUUUUCUUUAUGCUUCUUCUGCAAGUGCUGAUGGUACUAUAAAGCUUUGGAUGGGUCAGCAGUCGCUGUGUAAAUACAUUCCCAAAGCACAUGACGGUCAAGAAGUUUGCUCCCUUGCUUUUUCAAGAACUGAAAGAUUCUCUAGUAAAACUAUGGGAACUAAGUACAAGCAGUGUUUAAUUGCUUAUACAGGAGCUGGCACAACGGUAAGCAAGAGCACACAGCACAAGCAUAUUCAAUCACACUGA